Messenger RNA from Anisakis simplex (herring worm), 516 nucleotides. The record is from the annotation of a GenBank genome assembly. NCBI's taxonomy places the organism in Eukaryota, Metazoa, Nematoda, Chromadorea, Rhabditida, Anisakidae.
AUGUUCUACGAAGCAGCCUCAUUCGUGACAUUCCUCCUGUGUGCCACCACACUCAUCGCCCAGCUAACAUUUUUACCGUUGAUAUUCCGUCGAAGCAGUCAUAUACGAUCGAACAUUCAAAAUCAUGUCGAUAAGUUCAUGCUUCUCUCUGAUCGUGCCCAUGUUCAACUCACUCUGAUGCGUCGUGAAUCUCAACGAUUCAAACGAUCAGUUCUGCCACUUUGCGAGCCAUAUGUGCCCGGCCCACCCGGUCCAGCUGGUGAUGAUGGAGAGGAUGGCGAGCCAGGUGAUGAUGGUCCCGAAGGGCGUCGCGGUUUAGAUGAACGUGAUAUCGUCGCACAACUCAGUCAAAAAUGCAUCGUCUGUCCGCAGGGUCGAGUUGGACCGGUUGGAGCGCCCGGAAAUCGUGGUAUUCGAGGACUGAAAGGCGAUAAGGGAUAUCCUGGAAUACCAGGUUUCGACGGACGGGAUGGUACGUUGUAUUCAACUUUUAUAAAAACAACUGAAUACGUUUAA